Molecule: messenger RNA, 585 nt
Organism: Perkinsus marinus ATCC 50983
Lineage: Eukaryota; Perkinsozoa; Perkinsida; Perkinsidae
Exons: 5
Coding region: 1-585 (194 amino acids)
Source: RefSeq, a predicted model, not a curated record
AUGUCACCAACAGCCGUCAACGCUUUUACGAUGAUGAUGAGCGGAGCGAAGCGAUCGACAGCAAUUUCGCCUGAUAAAAACAAAGUUGAGGAGCCAGUGGAAAAGAAGAGAAAAAUUGAGAAAGUUGAAGAGAAAGAAGAUGAAAAAGUGGACGACCAACAGACUGCUGUGGAUCAACCCACAGUGGAGGACAAGAUGAACUCAGACGAAGAAGAAGUGGAUGACGAUUAUGAAGAUGAUGAUGAUGAUGAUAUUCCCACGAUCCCUCUGGCAGAGGCUCUAAAGCAGCCUGGCAAGACUGAUGCGGAAAAGCUGGCCCAAAUCACUAAGGGCACUGGGAAAAGUCCUACGGCUAUCAGUGACAUUUCUUCUCCCGCCUUCGAUCCUUCCAAAUUCAGUCAAAUCAAACUUACCCCAGGCAAGAACCUUCCUUAUUCAUUACUGGCUCUGGCCCUACAGAAGAUAGAGGACUUGAAGAACUCUGGACAAGGGUCCAAGAAGAAGGUUCUGGUGAGGACCGUCGCGCGCCACGAAAUUAAUCCAUUUGCUGUGGAGGAAACCCUUGCCUUCGCCGGUACACAAUAG